Messenger RNA from Caenorhabditis bovis, 1575 nucleotides. The record is from the annotation of a GenBank genome assembly. NCBI's taxonomy places the organism in Eukaryota, Metazoa, Nematoda, Chromadorea, Rhabditida, Rhabditidae.
AUGAGCAACAAGAAACCACCUUCAACUAACGGAAUGCAAAAAGACCCCGUCGACGGUCUGAAGCAAGCUUUUGCAAAGUUAUCUGAAGAAGUGAAACAUCUUGGAAUGGUUCUCGGCGUUAAUGAUGAAGCCGCUACGGUAGCGUCUCCCGCCAAAGAAGCAAAAAGCCAGUCUGAAAAAAGUGAUAAUAAAAAGCACGAGGAAUUGACACAAGAGGAGAAAAAAGCUCAAAGAGCCGCAAAAGCAGCGGAAAAGAAGAAAAGAGCCGAGCAAGCGGCAGCGAAAAAAGCGGCAGAUUCUCAAAAACCAGCAAAAGAAGCUCCAAAGCAGCAAAAACCUCAGAAAAAUGCUCCCAAAAAGGAAGAAAAUGUGAAUGAAAAUUUUGCGGAAGUAGAGAAAGUCGUGAACGGCGUAGCGAACUUGAAAAUCGACUCAACACCUCCUAAAAGCGAACCAAAAGCUAAUGUCAAAUCUGCGUUGAAGCAAAAAAAUAAUGUAAAAGGCGGUCCUUCGAGAGAAGUUCAAUUCGAUCUCUUAUCAAAUACUUCAGCAAGGUUGUCUGAUUCUGAAGAAAACCUAGUGGUAGCUAUUCCAGAAGCACCAGUUGCGCAACUUGGCGAUGCUUCCGCCAUCUCCCAUAUUCAUCCAGCAUUUCUAACAUUAUUUGCCCGGUGUGAUCGCGAGCUGAUCGUUGAUUUAGAUCAAUUAUGCCAAGAGUUUAUUCAAACGUUUCGAGAGUUCCUUGCUGACUUCGGAGCCUCUCGUGUCGCUGAAAAAGCGGAUCCGAGCACAUUCGGCAACGAUUUAGGCCAAUCAAUGAGACCCCAAAUCGGUUAUUUGACACAAAACGGUGCUCGACAUUUGCCGUAUGCACUCGGCAAUAUUGUGCGCCAAUUAAAACGGGUUAUUGCGAAAAUGGAUGGGUCAUAUUAUAAAAUUGGCUCGCAAAGCGAUGUCAAUAUUCAGCAAAUGGAAGAAAUUGAUGAUUGGCUUCAGGAAGCGGCGAGGAUAAAUUUCGAGCCAGCUUACCAGGCAAUUGCCUACUACUUGAGUCCAAAAAUUAAAAAUGCGGAAGGCGUUUUGACGUAUGAUUGGUGUCCCGCAGUGAAUUUCGUUCUUCAUAAAUCCAUUGAAUCCUAUCCGGAUUUGCGAAUUUGCUUCGUCGACGCGGAAUUGAAUGGACGAGGUGUCCGGCACGUCAACAGCUUUGUGGAUAAAGGCUAUAGAUGUCAGUACACUGAUCUGAAAUCGAUUGGUUAUGCUGUAUCACAGUGCUCGAUGGUGAUACUCGGCUGCUCAGCGAUUCUGUCAAACGGAUGUGUGGCGACGAGUCGCGGCUCGAUUCAAGUGGCGCUCGCCGCCAAAGCGUUCAACGUGCCGGUUCUCGUCAUCUCGCAAUCGUUCAAAUUUGUCGACAAGGUUCAAUCUUAUCCGAAAAUGGCCCUUUUGGAUCGCGAGAAUAUUGAGCUCGUUCCGUCAACUCUUGUCACCGCCGUCGUCACAGAUAUCCGGAUUUUGCCGCCCACUGCAGCUUCUGCUGUCUUAAAAGCUAAAGCACUUGACGUUGAUAAUUAA